AUUUUAAGACAAGAUCUCAGCAUCCUGAGACGUUUAUCUCGAUGGAUGAGUUCACUGGACCAAUGAUAUAGACACAAAAGUAUAUUUAAAUAAAAAUAAGUGGAUGUUUAUCCUCGAGAGUAAUUUGUUUAUCCAAGAAAGAGCCGGAUAAUUAAGCUUGACCAUUAACAAAUCCACCGGCACUUAGAUCGAAUAAACGCCAGAAGCAUAUCGGAAAUACCUGUUGGCCUCAUGAAUGAAGAUAAAUGGUUGUAAAUAUAGACAGAUAUAUGUAGUAUACAUCAAGCUAUACAGAUAUACACUCUUUGGAGCAUGUCGUGCAGGAAAACAAUAAUCCAAAUAUUAGCUUUGGCAAAAAAGCUAGUCGCUAACUCGGUUUCUAUUGAUCCGCAUCAUUAGCAAGUUUUUCUGCUGCAAUGUGUCAAGUUAACGAUAUGUCCAACAGUUGAUGCCUGAUUAUACGUUAGUGGAAAAGCUUGUACACGAAGGUAUAAAUUGUUCUUCGAGCGUCAAGUUCAGGGCCAGUUACAGUAACCUUGUGAUGUGAUGCGUUAUUACUUUGGCUGCAGAUACACUGACACUACAAUAUAAAUAUACCCGAGCAUUAAUAUAUAUAAGUAAAUAGAAAAUGCUAGCGCAAAUGAAGGUUGACCCGGCACUAAGAUUGGAGGGAAAGCGAGCGAAGGAGCUGAUGUCAUCUUCGAGUCUUUCCGGGAUGUCACAAAUGUCAAACAGCAGUGAGGAAGCGAUGGAGCCCUUUAUCCACGAGACGUCCCACAACAACAAGUCGGACACCAGUGAAAGUACGCCUAAAGAGAACAGUGCGAGAGGUAAUGAAUGGCUAAUUAAUGGACCAGCUGGUAGUAAAUCGCCCAUACUACGAUUCAAGUGUUCUGCAUUGGCGACUCCUCCAGAAGAUCCACCUGCUAAGCAAUUACACAUGACUUAUAAAAUUAUCCAAGCAGAUACGAAACUAAUAAGUCUGCUGCUUCAAUCGCAUGGUCUGACGGAAGUAUCCGUCAAUGAUACAGACUUCAAUCUCUUGUGGAUGGGCAAUCAUCCGAAGCCGGACGUAUUGAGAAACUUGGCGCCAUUCCAGAAGGUUAAUCACUUCCCGAGGUCUUAUGAAAUAACUCGGAAAGAUCGGCUGUACAAGAAUAUCGAAGCGAUGCAGAGAAGCAAGGGCUUGAGGAAUCUCGAUUUUAUCCCUCAAACAUUUCUCCUGCCCAGCGAGUACAGAGAGUUAUUAACAGCGCACUUUAGAUAUCGUGGUCCGUGGAUUGUUAAACCUAAAGCCAGUUCUCGGGGCCGUGGCAUAUACAUAGUAAACAGCCCGGAAAAAAUAUUUACGGAAGAAUCAGUAAUUGUGGCGCAAUACAUAAACAAUCCACUUUUAGUCGACGGGCAUAAAUGUGAUUUACGUUUAUACAUUGCAGUAACAAAUUACGAUCCAUUAUUAAUUUAUUUGUACGAGGAAGGACUAGUUAGAUUUGCAACUGUUAAAUACGAGGGAGGAAAUCAGUAUGUCUGGAAUCCGUGUAUGCAUUUAUGCAAUUAUAGUAUAAAUAAAUUUCACGUUGAUUAUAUAAAAAGCGAAGAUCCUGAUGCUGAAGAUGUCGGUCAUAAGUGGACACUGUCAGCGUUGUUGAGACACCUGAGAUCGAUGGGACAAGAUACUGAAUUACUUAUGCAACGCAUUGAGGAUAUAAUCAUUAAAUCGAUUUUAGCUACAGCCUCGGGUAUUGUCAGCGGUAUAAAACAAUUUGUUAAGCAUCCAGAUACAUGCUUCGAAUUGUUUGGGUUUGACAUACUAAUUGACGACACACUCAAGCCCUGGCUUCUCGAAGUUAAUUUGACGCCAUCACUAGGCUGUGAUUCUCCGCUAGAUGUUAGGCUUAAAUCAGCGCUAAUGGCUGAUCUGUUAACGCUCGUUGGUAUUCCAGCAGUCGAUCCUAUUUUACGUCCGCAAAAUACGCAACAGAAUCGAUCACUUGGCAACGCUACCAAGCGAUUAGCUAGUUACAGGCGAGUGCAUUCUGCAGAGACAUUGGCGCAAAAAAAGAAAACCAACAAGCUGUCAAAUCGCUCGAAUCUCACGUCAGAGCAAUUGAGAAUUGUCGCAUCUGCAAAAGCACAAUUUGAACGAAGAGGGGGAUUUGUACGUAUUUUUCCUAGUCCAAAGUCAUGGGAAAUGUAUUCGCAAUAUUUAGAUCCAUCUACUGGGAUUCCCGUGGUAUCCGAUCCUCUAGGGCCCAGCAGAGUGCCUCAGCAGGUCAAUACAAAUCACAAUCUCAUGCUUCAUGAACAAUUAUUUCCAGCUGCUAGUCGUACAUCCGGCUUCUCUGUGCCAGAAGUAACAUUAGAUCGGCUAUCGAGGUAUGAAAGAUAUGAGCGGGCAUUAGUCAAAGGACAUAAACAAAGCUUAGAUCGCGGGGAUAGCAAAGAAAAUAUCGACGUUGACACGCAGAAGUACAAGGAUCAAGUUACUCAGAUGAUGCAAGAGGGUAAUAAGCUUAGUCCCGGCGAGGCACGAAAGGCCUUCGGCUUGUAUUUAGGAUGUAUUCUUCGCAAAAUUUCGCAAGCGAGUGCAGACUCAGUAAGCUGUGACCUUGUGAUGAAGUUCCUGCAGCAAUCGUCAAGCAAUUUACGCACGCCUUUUGUAUUUACUUUACCAAGCAAUAAAUUGAGUGACAAAGAUCGUGCAGCAAUAACAGCUAAGCAGUUGUCAGAUUUUCUACAUCUUUAUAAUCGAGAAACAGAUUUAUACGCUGAUACCGUUGAUCGACCACGUACUGUACCUAACCGAUUAUUUCAAAAAUUUCUCGCCACAGCUAGGGAAGAAGAUCUUGAUGACGUGUUGAUACUUCAAACACGCCUCUACAAUUGUGCCCACAGUUUUCUUGGUCGUAGUGGCUUUGCGGGUAAUUUACGAGGAAACAACCUUUUAGGAUCGCUACCACAGAUUACAUCAAGAGUGCACUCUAAUGCCGCGUCGUUUGAGCAAUGCAAGUGCACUCAACCUAACAGACCAAGCAAAGCUCCAAGAACGUGAACGGCUGUGUAUUUAAUAUUUAUUAAGUAUCAUUCACUAUUGUCAAAUUUACUAUUCUGUAAGGUAUUUAUGGCGGCAUAAGUUAGGGAAUUUAAUAUCAGUUGGGUAAUUUAAUUGCCAGCCGUCCGGUUUUAUUAGACAAUAGGUUGUUUUAUUUAUUAAAUUUUCUCAUCAACAAUAACGGUGAGAUUAAUCGAUACUUAUGAGCGGCCUAAGUCGUUCCUAUUUAUGGAGACAAAUCGACAAUCGUGCUAAUUUUCAUGUCAUGUCUAAUUAUAUUGCUUACGUGAUUUUAUUUUUAGAUCUGAAUUUUUUAAGUCAUUUUUUUUAUAUUGGUCAAUUUUUACGAUGGUGCUAGUCCGGUUAAUUUUUAAAUUUAUUAUUGUUAUUUUUAUUUCUAAGCAUAUAUUAUUUAAAGUGCAUCCUAUUUAAAACCGCAUGCACUAAAAAUUUAGCUUGUCAUUAAAUUAAUUAAUAUAUUUUAUUGAACGUGUGUGGCUUUCAUUUAAGCGAUUUUUUUUGGCAACUUCAGUUCAAUAAUUAAAUAUCUAUAGUGAUGAUGAUGAUAGUAGUUAGUCUUAUUUUCAUAUUUACUUAUACUGAUAAUAUAUCUAUCUAAAUAUUUAAUCUUUUUAUAUCUAGUCAGGAAAGAAGUAUAAACAAAUAAUUUCAAAUUAAUACGUAUGGUUGAACAAUUUAAAAGUUGUUGGCUAGUUUGAAAAUAUUUUUUGAGCAGGCUCAGUAAUUCUAUUAAUAAAUAUAAUAACAAUAAAAUACAAAUUAUAUUGAUGAUGCAUUUUUCGCAUAAUUCAGAAAUUAUAAGUUAUUUAAAUAUAUAUUGAAUGCUAGUUGAUAUUUUUCGAGUACAAUAUAAAAUAAAUGCACAAAAUUGAAUGGCCUGAAUGAAAUAUGUGAAGAUAUUUUUUUUUUCACGCAUUAUUUUUAUAGAACAAAAGUUUAGGUAUAAUGAUUAGAAAAAAUAAUUAUGAUUAUUGAUUUUUUUUUUAAUUGUAUCCAUCCAAUAAAUUCCGUCUGCAUGUUGCUUACUAUUUAUAUUACGAAAUUAUUUUAUCAUUUAAAGUUCAUUGUCGUUUAAAUGCAUGAGCUGUGAUAAAAAUGAUUUAUUUUGUAUCGAUGGUUAUUUUUUUUUUUUAUAAAUUUAUCUUAAAAAGUUAAAUUGCAUCAAAGAAUUUGAUAAAAAUUUUAAUAUAUAUUUAUUAUUAAUACAUGAAAAAAUACUUUAUUAUUUAAUUUAUGGAAUUUUUAAUUGUGUUUUAUUUGAGUUUAAUAUUGUUUUGAUUAUUUAUGUUGCUUUAAUAAUGUGUUAUAGUUUUUGCAACAAAUGUUCGAUUGAUUGAAAGUUCGCACAAUAUAAUUGUAUGGAUUGUGAAUGCUUAGAGUGACUAUAUAUUAUAAAAUAAAAUGAAUUGAAAAGAACAA
Messenger RNA from Cotesia glomerata, 4492 nucleotides. RefSeq names its product tubulin polyglutamylase TTLL5 (gene TTLL5). NCBI's taxonomy places the organism in Eukaryota, Metazoa, Arthropoda, Insecta, Hymenoptera, Braconidae. Gene Ontology annotation, molecular function: tubulin-glutamic acid ligase activity; tubulin binding. The record is from RefSeq and is a predicted model, not a curated record. Gene Ontology annotation, cellular component: cilium. The transcript has 15 exons. Bases 629 to 3052 code for a protein of 807 amino acids. Gene Ontology annotation, biological process: microtubule cytoskeleton organization; protein polyglutamylation.